CUGAUCUGCCCGAGCCCAGCUGGAAAGACAGCCCUUGCCUGCUGCUUCACCAAAGCUAAGACCGGGGACCACGUCCCACCACCUGCCCAGCAUCCAUCCAUGGAGGUGAACUACAUGUCCCCACUUCCUACACCACCCACGCUGACCACCGAUGGAGACGAUCCGUGCAGGAUAGAGGUCACCGACAUGGCCAUAGACACUGUCACGGUGCUCAUCUGCCUCUGUGGGCUGGUGGGGAACGGGGCUGUCCUCUGGCUCCUCGGCUUCCGCAUCCGCAGAAACCCCAUCACCGUCUACAUCCUCAACCUGGCCGUUGCCGACUUCACCUUCCUCCUCUUCAUGGUCGCCUCAGCCCUCAUCUACAUGAUGCGUAACGUCUCCUGCUCCGCUGUUGUGUCUAUGAUGUACCUGAGGUCGCUUUUCCUGCUCUCGCUGUUCUCCUACAACAUGGGCCUGUACCUCCUGACGGCCAUCAGCAUCGAGAGGUGCGUGUCCAUCCUCUGCUCCAGCAUCCGCCGCCUCCAGCACCUGUCGGCCGUCGUGUGCCCCCUGCUCUGGGCCCUCUCCAUCAUUGUCAUUGCUGCAGUGACUUCUCUGUGCCUGUUGCACGAGCACGAGCACUGUCGGAUGGCUCUCAUCUCCAUGUACGUCCUCAACUUCCUCAUCUUUGCCCCACUCAUGGUCAUUUCCAGCACAAUCCUCUUCAUUAAGGUCCAGUGUGGCUCCCAGCAGCACCAACCCAGGAGGCUCUACAUCGUUAUCUUCCUCACCGUCCUCUUCUUCCUCCUCUUCGCUCUUCCCCUGAGCAUCUGGAAUUUCCUGCAGCAGUUCAGCUACACCGUCGUGCCCUCCCAGGUUGUUUUCCUGCUCGCCUGCAUCAACAGCAGCAUCAACCCCUUCAUCUACUUCUUGGUGGGGAGCAGCCGGAGGCGCUGCUCCUUGGUGUCCCUCCAGGUCGCCUUCCGGAGGGUCUUUGAGGAGCCAGAAGACAACACGGCAUGCAGCAAUGAUACUACAAUGGACACGCUGGCGCCAGCCUGUUGAAGCCUUUCCACCGCUCUGCUUAAGGCCCCCGGGACAGUGGCUGAGGGUUUCCUUGAGUAACCAGAUUAAUAAACGUCUGCAGUAUUUCCCCCGAUGUCACCUUCUCACGGUGUAAUUCUGCCCCCUGCAGAAGAGGAGAGCAGGGGCAUCGCCAAGGUCGAUGUGAGCAAUGCUCUGCGGGGAGCACGUUGGAGCACGGCAUUCCUCCUCCCUGCCAGCCCACCCCCGUUCCUAGGGCACUAUUCCCCCAAGGGGAACGUCCCCCAGAGGACCGUGUUCCCAUCUCGCACGCUGUCGGCUUUUCAGGAUGAGCAUUGCCUUUGGGAAACUCUGACUCAUGUACAGAGUGGAGGUAAAACCCAUUUGGUGUCCUAAGCCCCUCUCCCCGUUCCGCGUCCCAGCCUGCGCAGCCUCUCUGAGCUCUGCUCCCCUCCCACCUCCUGCAAGGCUGGCGGGGGAGGACCA
This is a messenger RNA of Aptenodytes forsteri (emperor penguin), 1509 nucleotides long. RefSeq names its product mas-related G-protein coupled receptor member H. Gene Ontology annotation, molecular function: G protein-coupled receptor activity. Bases 100 to 1044 code for a protein of 314 amino acids. The transcript has 2 exons. The record is from RefSeq and is a predicted model, not a curated record. Lineage: Eukaryota; Metazoa; Chordata; Aves; Sphenisciformes; Spheniscidae. Gene Ontology annotation, cellular component: membrane. Gene Ontology annotation, biological process: G protein-coupled receptor signaling pathway.